Messenger RNA from Haliotis rubra (blacklip abalone), 806 nucleotides. RefSeq names its product nucleotide exchange factor SIL1-like. The record is from RefSeq and is a predicted model, not a curated record. The transcript has 6 exons. The coding region runs from base 288 to 806 and encodes 172 amino acids. NCBI's taxonomy places the organism in Eukaryota, Metazoa, Mollusca, Gastropoda, Lepetellida, Haliotidae.
GCCAAGUCGAACUCGUGGAAAAUCUGAUGCAAACGCUUGACGUUCAAUAACAAAACCAGAUAUAAUAACUCCACGUAACAGACAAACUAUUUUGACCCGGACAUGCAGUGAUAUGUACAUUAUAGACGACGCUUCUAUCGAGCAAAGUGAUUUUCUUUAAACAUUUCAAAUAUUGCUCCAACGCUUGUGAGUUUAAAACACAACAACCGUUACCUCGCCAUUGUAUUGGCUUCUUGAUCAGCAUCAGUCUCACCCCAUAAGUGAUAUUACGCCACACAUCCUCUCCAAUGCCGAUGUUGCUGCAGAGCAUCAAGGUGGUCAACCUGAUGGUGCUGAUGCUGUUCCUGGGAUGUGCCUUCUACAGCCUGUGUGUGCACAGCGAGACACCCCCAGGCAAAGAGGGGGCACUGACAGUAGUUGAGACAGAUGAGGAUGACAAUGAUGGAAUAAUAUCCAUAGAAGAGAAUGGAGAGGACGAGGGAAACAAGAAAGUAGAGGAAUAUGAUGUCUUCUAUCCAACUAGAGAAUGGCAGACAGUCAAAAAAGGCCAGGCCAUACCAAAAGGGCUGCAUGUGAGGAUGAACUUAGAAAAAGGUGUGACAGAAGCCAAACUCAAUGAAGAUGAAGGUGGAAAUAAGUUCUGGCAAGCCGGAUCUCAUCAAGGCAUGGUCAACACUGACAAGAAGUCAUUUUCCCGAGAUGAGUUGAAGAAGGCACUGAAGGACUUCAAGUCUCACACAGACACCAGUGGCCAGGAUCCCAAGUCAGCAGCAGAGGUUACAGAAGAAGUUCAGGUCAUACAAUGA